CUCAACAAAGAAGAUAUCACAAAGCGUUACUAACCUUGGGCACGAAGUAUGAGGACGACAUAUACAGAAGGCUUUCAGCACUGUUCGUAUUACGCCAGAUAUGAAAAGGUCCAUAUUAUCUAUCAUCUCGCUAUGUGCAUUUAAGUGGGGAACAUCCAGUAGAAGUGGCGAUAUGUUGGUGUUUAGGUUCUGCCCUCGCCCUCGCAGCUUCUCUAAUAUAAAUAAAUACUGUUACGAAAUAACAAUUUGCAGCUGUUGCUAAUAAAAUUUCAUUGCAC
Messenger RNA from Acanthoscelides obtectus, 278 nucleotides. The record is from the annotation of a GenBank genome assembly. Lineage: Eukaryota; Metazoa; Arthropoda; Insecta; Coleoptera; Chrysomelidae.